AUGGACUUGCGCCUAGAUCUAGAUUACGGCCGUCUCCUGGACGAGACAGUCAGCUGGCUGACGGAAAACACACCAGCCCCCAGCACAGCAGCCACGAAUCCGGCUUUGCCCUCGACUCGCCCGCCACCAUCCUUGCUUGCAGCUCAGCCCAACCCUCACCCGACGCCGCCGAGCCACUCGAAUCGUCCUGGCGAAGCGCCCCGGAUGGCCCGUCCGGCCGACGCGCGACAGCUAAUCUUCAAGUUCGGCGUCGAAUUUCUCGAGGCGGGCAGCCCGCCGCACGAGCACGCCGUCCGCCGCGUCGAGAACGUACUGCACCACCACGCCGGCGAAAUCCAAAUCGGCGCCGCCGUCCGCCCUCCCGGCACGGAGGGCGUGACCAUCUGGGAGCUGCGUCGCAUCGCCGGCCCUGCGUCCGUCCACCCCGACGACUUCCUCUGGUUCGUGGACCUCGCGCCCCACCUGGGUCCGGCGCCGCGCACCGGCGGUCCCUGGACCGGCAUCAAGAUCAGCGGCCGGCUGUGCAUGGGUAACAGGGUGUUUGGCGACUUUGAGCAGCACUGCCGUCUGGUGGUGGACUCGUUGAGGGGGAGGACGACCGGCCGCACGGGCAACGUCCCGCCGUUGAGGACGCACAUCCCGAGGAACGCGACGACGUCGUUCUGGGUCGGCUUGAACAUGGGCAGCGACGUGUGGGAACCCACCGUCUUUCGCCGCCUGUACAUUUUCAUGUACCUGGUCGAGCCGAUCGUGUGCUCCAUGUUUGUGCCGUCGUGGCGCAGCCUCCAGGACGACGCGCCGUUCGUCAGCCUCCGCGACCAUGUGUCCACGCUGGCCAUCCCGCAGGCGCCCAUCGACGCCACCCUGGACAGGUUCCUCGGCACGGCGGCGGCGGGGCGGGACCUGCAGGUGAUCAACUGGAUGUGGACGUGCGAGUUUGGGCGGCUGCAGGAGCUGGUGCGGUCGACGAGCGCGCCACGGCUGGUCCUGCGCAGCCACCUCGUCGAGCCGGGCGCGGGGUCGUCGCCGUCGCCCAGGCAGAAGAACAUGGUCGAGUUUCGAUACCUGCCCGGGACGCUGGACAUGGCGCUGCUGCGGGGAUAUGCAGAAACGUGUCUCGCCGUUGUCUACUUUUCCAAGACGUCGGAUGAUUUCCAAUAUGCCGCCCUGCUGGAUGACAUUUGCGAGUGCUUGGAAGAGACCGGCGGCAUGGCGGAUGCGAGGCGUCUGCUGCUCCAAGGCCUGGGGUUUGGAACGGACGUUGCGGACUGGUGGGAGGUUGUCAUGCAGAGGCUCAAUGGUAGGCAUCGGGACUGA
Messenger RNA from Pyricularia pennisetigena, 1317 nucleotides. RefSeq lists its product as uncharacterized. The transcript has a single exon. The record is from RefSeq and is a predicted model, not a curated record. NCBI's taxonomy places the organism in Eukaryota, Fungi, Ascomycota, Sordariomycetes, Magnaporthales, Pyriculariaceae. The coding region runs from base 1 to 1317 and encodes 438 amino acids.